Messenger RNA from Hibiscus syriacus, 2026 nucleotides. Its product is annotated as phospho-N-acetylmuramoyl-pentapeptide-transferase homolog. Gene Ontology annotation, molecular function: phospho-N-acetylmuramoyl-pentapeptide-transferase activity. The coding region runs from base 120 to 1670 and encodes 516 amino acids. Gene Ontology annotation, cellular component: membrane. The transcript has 7 exons. The record is from RefSeq and is a predicted model, not a curated record. Gene Ontology annotation, biological process: cell wall organization; cell wall macromolecule biosynthetic process. NCBI's taxonomy places the organism in Eukaryota, Viridiplantae, Streptophyta, Magnoliopsida, Malvales, Malvaceae.
GACUGACAGCCACCUUCCACGGUUCGGUGUUGACGAUUAUUUGUUGUCAUUCCGGAACUCCUUCAAAUGAUUUUUUUUAUCUUAUUCUUUUUGAGUGUGUGCGUGGUUCUAAAAUAGACAUGAGAUCUCAUUGCUCGUCUUUGAAUUUACAACAUUUCUCCCCUGCGGAACUCUCUCAAUUCCCUAAACGACACGCCUUUGUCCCCGCUUUGUUUCGCCUUCCAUGCCUUUCGUCAUCUCGGUUUCGCGCUGCUGCAUUAAGUUCCUACAAUCCUCUCAAAUUACAGUUAAAACGAUCCCGAAAUGUACCAAAGCGGAGUCGUCAAUUCCGUCCACGUGCCGUUAAGGUUUACGCCACCAAUGAUGAUGACUCAAUGGGAAUUUCUUCUUUUGAUGAAUGGGUGGUUGAUGAUUCGGUGGCAGCAUAUGUGUUUUCUUCAUUUAGUGAUGGGGAAUAUAGCGAUGGAGAAAUCGUGUUAAACCCUUUGGCUGAGGUGGAUUUGCCUCCGGUCUCAGCUGAUGAUUCUGUAACCAUGAGGUCCUUGACUUCCCGUCGGUAUUCUUUGAUUGGACAAAGCCCAAAAAAACACAGGAUAAACGUUGGGCUGUUAAACAACUUGGGUAUCAUAAUCUUCCUGACAAUGGUUAUUUUACUUGUUGAUUGGUGUGGAUGGAAAAUUGUGAGGCUACCCUUGGCACCGUUUUACUUGACCUCCCCAUUUUUCAUAUCUUUGGUCUUAGCAACAGGUGCGGGUUACAUUUGUGUACCAUAUCUUAAGACUUUUGAGUUCCAUCAAAUAAUUAGGAAAGAAGGUCCAGCUAAUCAUUCGAAAAAGCAGAGGACCCCGACCAUGGGUGGACUUUUCUUUCUACCAGUUGGUAUAUUUGUUGCGAACUUUGUUACUGGUUUCUCGUCUGUUGAAGUUGCUGCAGCAGCAGCUGCAACCUUAGCGUUUGCUACGAUUGGACUGAUUGAUGAUGUCUUAUACGUCAUCAAGCAACACAACAGUGGCUUAUCUCCACGUUUAAGACUACUUUUGGAGGCUGCUGUUGGGAUUUGGUUUUCAGUUUGGUUGAAUGCUACAACUUUGUCAUCACCCUAUGGCAUGAAAAUGUUGGUUCCUCUACCUGCACCACUGGGCAUUGUGUGCUUUGGAAAAUUUUACCUAUUGUUGACUCCAUUUUGUUUUGUUUCCAUGGGAAAUGGGGUUAACUUAACCGAUGGUCUUGAUGGUCUUGCUGGAGGGACUGCUGCAUUAGCCUUUAUUGGAAUGUCAAUUGCAGUGCUUCCAAUAUGCCCUGAACUUGCUAUAUUUGGAGCGUCAAUGGCCGGUGCCUGUGUUGGUUUUCUUUUGCACAACCAACACAAAGCAUCUGUAUUGAUGGGUGAUAUUGGAUCCUUGGCCCUUGGUGGUGCAUUAGCUGCAAUGGCAGCUUGUACAGGAAUGUUCUUUCCCUUAAUCAUUUCAUCUGGUAUCUUUGUGUUGGAAGCAUCAUCAGUCAUUCUGCAGCACGUGUAUGGAAGUGGGCGGCGCUUGUUUAAGAUGGCACCUUUCCAUCAUCAUCUGGAAUUAAGCGGGCACAAAGAACCAGUGAUUGUUGCUGGCGCAUACGCCGUAUCCUGUGUGUUGGCUUUGUUUGCUGGUUACAUGGGCCUUAUAUCGGUAUAAUGUAAGCCAUCAUUUGCAUCCAUCUCCAUUUUGUUUCCUUAGUUAUUAGUCAUAAUUGGUCUUCUCAUCUCUCGAAUAUUUCUUAAAUCUUUCAUGCUCUCCGUUUGUGUUGACACAGUUUUGCUAUGUUACCCGAGCUUAGAUACGAAUGUCAGAUAUGGAUGUGUAUCUGACACGAGUAUGAUCAUUCCUUUUAAAGAUUUUCUCUUGUAGUUAAAAGGCCAUAUCUCUAUAUUCACGUCCGAACUUGUGUUCGAAAGAAUUGUCGGACACAUAUUUUUAAAAAAGAAUAACAUAGCCAUGGUGGUUUAGGAGAUGUAGGAAUUAAUGCAUGCGUCCACACAAGUUUAACCUUG